UUCGGAUGUUUCUUCCUUUGUUUGACACCGAAAAGAAUGAUCAGCCGGAUGAAUCAAAACUAACCGGUAAGGCUGAUGAAUCAUCCGAAUCAAAGACAGUUGGUGUGGAAAUUGAAAAGAAAGAUCAGCCGGAGACCAACCGGUAA
Molecule: messenger RNA, 146 nt
Organism: Ambispora gerdemannii
Lineage: Eukaryota; Fungi; Glomeromycota; Glomeromycetes; Archaeosporales; Ambisporaceae
Source: the annotation of a GenBank genome assembly